UGGUCCGCUCCUCUGAGUUAUUGCGCUGUUGUUGAUUGUGUACGACGCUGUGGGAGUUUCCAGAUCACCUAACGCAAAUAACUAGGAGGAGAAACGUGACUGAUUACGUAACGUGUCAAGGGGGUAAUUUGCUCAACCGGUUGCUCCUGGGCGUUUGAAGAACAACCAACAGUCUCUUAGGCUUCCAGCUGCCUUAGCAGAUAUUCUUUGAAAACGACGACAACAGAGCACAUUCUCAGCUGACACUUUGAAUUACAUGUUUCAAGACAGCGACGAGCUGACGGCGACAAUAGCCCUGACACAGGUGGGAAGGUGGAAAGAGGCCUUAGGCAGACUCUGAUCAUGGCAGAAGUCCAUCACCAAGGGUACCCUCUCAGGGACUCACUUUACUGGGAUGAAACAGAGUGUCUAAACUACUAUGGGAUGCUGUCUCUCCAUGAGGUCUUUGAAAUUGUUGGUUCUCAGCUGACAGAGACUGACAUGGAAGUGCUGUCAUUCCUUCUGAAUGAAACCUGUUCUGCACCACACCCUCUUGAUCCAGCAGGCUGGACAGUUGAGCCACAUGAGGGUGAACCAGAUGACUCGGGAGUGUCCCCGAGUCCUAAACUGCUAAAGGCCUGGAGGCAUUUAAAGCCUCAGGCCUCCCAGCAUCCCUUAGUACCCUCAUAUAAGCCCAAGAGUGGCCUUGAGCUGUUGCUAGAGCUAGAAAGGCAAGGAUACCUCAGUGAUGGCAACCUGGAGCCACUACUGCAACUACUAAGAGUCCUCACCCGUCAUGAUCUGCUGCCUUUAGUGUCCCACAAGAAAAGGAGGACAGUAUCUCCAGAGAGAACUGGGUGGAGAUAUGGAAACGAGAACAGAGAUUUGGUUUGUGACUCUGGAAUGGGAACCACCUGUAGACAGACAGAAAUACCUCUUCCAUCUUUCACACAACAAUUGAGAACCGGUAUUUACCCUCCUAUGCCUGGGCCAUCCGCUAGGAGGAGGAGGAGGAGGAAGAGGGGAAAUGGCUGGAGCCGUAGGCCCAAGAAAACAAGCAGACAGGGCCAGCCAGUGGCUCCACCACCACCGCCGCCCCAUAAAGUUUCCUGUGAUAUCCGACUCCGUGUGCGGGCUGAAUACCUGGAGCAUGAGACGGCACUCCGCGACGGUGUCUCCUCGGACAAGCGGCAGCCGCUGGAGCGGCAGUUUGAGUUGUUUAGCCAAGCCAGCUCGCUGCUACGUUCCAGAGAUCUGGGUUCCAUCGUCUGCGACAUCAAGUUCACAGAACUGGACAACCUUGAGGCCUUCUGGGGUGACUACCUAAGUGGAGCUCUGCUUGAGGCCCUAAAGGGAGUCUUCAUCACGGACUCCCUGAGGAUGGCAGCAGGCACAGAGGGUGUCCGCCUGCUGAUCAGUGUGGACCAGGAUGACUACGAGGAGGGCCGAAGGCUGCUCAGAGCCCGGAGAGUACUGUCAUCCAGUAAUGGUGGGCACACAGAGACUCACUGGGCUGUGUAGGCUCAAAAGACUCUUUUGGGUGUUUUAUAUGGACUUUAAAGAAUGGAUUUGUAAGAGAGGCUGUUGAUAGUUACAGUUGCAGGCAAAUUUGGAAGCAUUUAAGGCCCCCUUUUGUAGUUGCAAUCCAUGUAAUUACCACUAGAUGUCAGCACUUACCAUUGGUUGUAUGUGUUUAUAACAAACCCUAUAUUUUCAGAAAAACUGGUCAGUUUUUUUGUUAAACAUUACCGGUUAUUUGCGAAAAGAAUAAUGAAUAAUAAUGGAUCAAUGUGCUUUUCCUUUGGAUUCAUGCACAGGUGCUACUUUGUAGGACACCAUCAUGAAACAGGAUAUCGGAGUUGUCUUUAUAGUCUGUGAGAACAAGAGCAAGCAAACCUGUGCCACAAGAUCAAGUGGUAAGCCCCCCCAAACAUAAUAAAUAUCAAAUAUAUAAGGUUGAGUUACCUGGGCUGCCAUAAAUGAUACAAAGUACCUGAUACUGUUGACACAUUCACUUGCGCAUGGGCAAGGUUGAGAAUACACACACAAAGCAAAAACACAGACUAAAUGGGCCACAAUCAUACCAAAUUCUUGAGUAUUUAUUGCGCAUUUUGUCAGUAUAUAUGCUUAGAAAGUGGGCAUCCAAAUUCCAACAUAACUCUUGAAAUUUACAAUAAUUCAAUAUAAACUGACCAUUAUAGCCUACAAAUCAUCCUUAAAUAACAUUUUGGACUUGAAUAAUAAUAAUAAUUUCAACUGGCAAUGACACCUCCCUAAUUAAAACUAAUUUAAAGAAAAAAGUACCUGCCAAGAAAAGUUUCUGAUUUUUGAAAAACGUGUGAGAGAAUUGAGCACAAAUGGAAAAGUGAGCUGCUCUCAGAACAAACUGACCUAUGGUCUAACUUUGGAGAGCCUAGUCCACAGAUGUACACCUAGAUAACAAACACUAGGAUUCUUAGCCCUGUCUACCACGAUAACCAGACUUGUGAUUGCUGUGGUCAGUGGAUACGGCAGUUGCCAGUAGAUGACAGCAGUGAUUAGGGCUAGGCCUCAGCAGACCAUGGAGGAUUCAUCAUCUCAAGCUUGUCAACAGCAACUCAGAUAAUGCAAUGGUGGCUUGUGUCCGGGCUUCCAGCAAGGCCUCAGCAAGUAGUUCUCUCAGCAAGCAAAGCACAGGACAGUGCAUCGGUCAAUAGAAGUGAUGUUGGGGAGAUCAAAAUCAAAAGUGCACAUCCCAGCUCCACUCAGCCCUGCUAUGUAGGCCCAGUAGAGUGGCUCACGGACAGCAGUCUACUCACCCUGCUGGAACUAAUGCCUGGACUUCACUCAUAGAAGACGAUCAAUAAGGCCCCUCACUCUAAGUCCCUUCAUACAGGCACGACUAAAGCACACAGAUUUGCUACUGUCUGAAGUGCAGGGUCAUGCUGGGCCGGGCAGAGAGAAUGACAAUGGACAUAUUUCCAUGUUAAGUUUUGGGUUUUUGGUAAAUCAAUUUAUUAAUGUAUGUUUGAAUUGUUCAUAGGAGGAAAAAAAAACAUAAUUCAGGAGAAUAUUUAGGAAAAGUUGCUUUUGGUAUAGCAAUUUUUUGUGGAAAUCUUUGUAUAUUAGAAAUGAUCUCUGCUGAAUAAUAAAGGUUUGAUGUCCUAAAGCUGUAUGUGCACAUUGUUAUUGACUGCAAACUUUAUUGUAUCAAUAACCAAAAUUUCCACAAUGUAAAUCUUUGCUGCCAAUGUUAUGCAAGAAGAAGAACAUUCUAGAAACACACAGGUGUU
This is a messenger RNA of Xiphias gladius (swordfish), 3251 nucleotides long. It is a transcript of the gene dedd2, whose product is annotated as death effector domain-containing 1. Gene Ontology annotation, cellular component: nucleolus. The record is from RefSeq and is a predicted model, not a curated record. The transcript is spliced from 6 exons. The coding region runs from base 343 to 1500 and encodes 385 amino acids. NCBI's taxonomy places the organism in Eukaryota, Metazoa, Chordata, Actinopteri, Istiophoriformes, Xiphiidae. Gene Ontology annotation, molecular function: protein binding; DNA binding. Gene Ontology annotation, biological process: extrinsic apoptotic signaling pathway via death domain receptors; regulation of apoptotic process; apoptotic process.